This is a messenger RNA of Dentiscutata erythropus, 159 nucleotides long. Lineage: Eukaryota; Fungi; Glomeromycota; Glomeromycetes; Diversisporales; Gigasporaceae. The record is from the annotation of a GenBank genome assembly.
AUGUUAAUGUCUGGAGCCUAUUUACAUUAUAAUUUUGACAGUGAAUAUAUGACAAAUUCUAUCCAAACACUAAUUGAAGAAAUCAGAUUUAUUACUUUACAAGUAUAUAAUGAAAGAUUAAUUGAACACAGAUAUGAUUUCACUAAUAGUUCCAUAAAG